AGAUUGACCCCUUCCCCCAACCAGAACCUGCGACACCAGAGAGGCAGAGACAGCGACUUCGCCUCGUGUUCCUCUCCCCGGCGGCGCUAGGGUUGCACGCCCGGCGGCGCUACACCUCGCCGGCGGCGCUCCAACUCCCCGGCGGCGCUCCUAGCCGGUUGCUCCUCUCCGGCGACCACCCCUUCGGGCCUCUGUUCUCAUCUGGACGCAAGCAACAACAGCAAAAUGGCUGAUAAGGCAGAUUGGUGUGAUGCCAAUGUGAGGCAUUUCAUUGAUGUAUGCAAAGGAGAGAUAGAUGCUGGGAAUCGGCCGAUGGGAAUGUUCACCAAAACUGGUUGGAAAAAUCUUAGAACUAAGCAUGAAGAAAAAACAGGCCAGAAGCUAACCAAAAAACAAUUAAAGAAUAAGUUGGACAAUAUGAAAAAGGAAUAUACAUGGUUCAUGGAGUUCAAGAAUUAUGCCACUGGGCUUGGAUGGGAUGAGGCAAAGCAAACAAUUGACUGUUCUAAGGAAUGGUGGGAUGAACACCUUGCUAGAUGUAAUAAUCCUGGAAAAGGUAUUAAAUGCAACCAUGUGAGGUUCAGAAAACAAGGACCCAAGCACCUUGAUGAUCUACAUAUACCGCUUCAGGGAGCUAAUUAUGUUGAUAGAGGACAACAUUAUAUGAAGCAUAUAUCUUUUGUAUUAAUGUGGACCAUAUACUUCGUUGUAUUAAUGUGGACCAUAUGGUAGUGAUGGAUGCAAAA
Zea mays is the source of this 746-nucleotide messenger RNA. RefSeq lists its product as uncharacterized. NCBI's taxonomy places the organism in Eukaryota, Viridiplantae, Streptophyta, Magnoliopsida, Poales, Poaceae. The record is from RefSeq and is marked predicted.